This is a messenger RNA of Bombyx mandarina (wild silkworm), 4630 nucleotides long. RefSeq names its product sodium-dependent transporter bedraggled (gene bdg). The record is from RefSeq and is a predicted model, not a curated record. NCBI's taxonomy places the organism in Eukaryota, Metazoa, Arthropoda, Insecta, Lepidoptera, Bombycidae.
CUUCGUAGUGUAGUGUUUUGUACCUAUAAUUCUCAAUAAGUUCGUGUUGAGUUAAUUAGUGCUAUAGUUGAAAAAACAUCACAAUUAUAAAUAACAUAACUAGAAUAGUUCAAUUAUUUCAAAAUUUGAGUUAUGUCUGAGUUUAAUAUGGAAAUAUAAUAACGAUUAUAACGCAAGACACGAGACAGCUGACAGUUCGAUGGCUGAUACACACAAAAGUUAGGCAACCCAGGGCUUUCAUCGCAACGCAGCGGCUAUGACUUAGGCCAUGCGAUAAAAAUGGAAGUUGUUAACACAGAUGAAGGGCGCUAUGAACAAACUGAAAAUUUACCAGGGAACAGUGCGGCCGAUAGCGACGCUUCGAGUAGUGUUUUCGAAGGCAACGAUAGCGAUCGGUGUAGUGAGGACUUUGACGGGAUAUCAGAUGACGGCGAUCUAAGAGAAGACCUGCAGAAAUCUAUCGCAGAAUGCUACAGGUCCGACUCGAAUUUUUCAUCUCAAGCAACAAGCGACAUCACAAAUGACGAAGAAUUUCAGGCGACUGCGCUCGUCCAGUUCAUGGAUAUACUGAAUGACCUGGACGAAGUUCUAGACAAGUCUCUCUUGGCAUGCUUAGACGACGAAACAGCAAACUACGACAGCGACGAAAACGAUCUUAUUUGUAAAAUUAAAGAAUGUAUCGGGGAUACUCAAGAUCAGUCGGAACAUUCCGAAGCAUUAAGUUCAAUGGACGAAAAUACUCAAGUAGUCACUUGUACAAACUACGCACCCUCUGUACCUUCGAUAGAAGAUUUAGAUAUAACGCAAGGUGUAUCGCAACGACCGCAAACUACAGGCUUGGGAAGAUCGAAAAGCUACUCAGAUGUGUCAGCCCGUGAUGUCGUUUCAAGCGUGGAGAGAGCCAGCACUACAAAUGACAAUGUGCGUAAUUCAAUGAGGAGAUUAGAUCCGAUUGUUUUACCGGCGAUAACAACAGAACAGCCUUUGACGUUGCCGGUUAUAUUGUUCUUGGAACAUAAUGUUAAUAUGCGCCCGACAAGCGUACCGAUACAGCUUCAGGUGACGGCUGCUAAUCUGAGCACUGACGGAGCAUCAGGACCGCUGAUCGUCGGACGGCGUACUCUACUCAUGAAUCGGGCCCUCUCGUUGCCUUCUCCGGGCGACAGUGAAGCCGCAGCCGGAGAGUGGACGGGUCGAAACACUGCCAGGAGUACAGCAAGAAGCAGCACCACAUCGAGCUCGUCAAACGAAUCGUUAAAUGUUGCUGUGGUCAAUCAAAGUGCCAACAAUGGUACGGAGGAGAGAAACGAAGAGACUGAAGAACCUCCUUUUGGAGUUUGGCCUCAUCGUAUGAGUUCGAUGUUGGCCUGUUUGAGUUGUACUGUUGGUAUUUUCAACAUUUCUAGAUUUGCCAUAUUCAGCGUUCAUUUUGGAGCGAGUUUUAUAAUACAGUUUUUAAUACUGUCUCUGUUUGUUGGAAUACCCCUUUUUACACUGUACUUAUGUUUGGGUCAAGUAUUGGAAGCUGGGCCAGUGGAUAUGUGGAGGAUUUCGCCAAUAUUCCAAGGUGUUGGUAUAUCAUUGCUCAUCACCCAAGCCGUAAUUGGAAUGUACAGCAUAAUUGGUCUUUCUUGGAUAUUCGUGUAUUUUCGAGAUUCAUUCAUUAAUUCAAACGACAAAUACAAAUGGGCGCUGCCGCAUGAAUUCAAUAUCGAAGAUCCAGCGAGCCGAAACGGUACAUACAAAAUUCACGAGACGAUACCACAAUAUUUUCACGGCGAGGUCCUACAAAGAAAUCUGCUUUCUAACGGCAAUACGUAUUUCGGAACGAUUAAGUUUCAAGUUGCGUUCAAUUUGGCCGUGGUGUGGAUGAUCGUUUUCGUCGCGCUGAGCAAAGGACUGCGAUCGUACGGCAAGGCCGUUUACAUAUUAAUAUUUCUGCCGAUAUGCGGAACCCUUGUGCUGUGCACGAAACUGUUGACGCUGAUACCGUACGACACCGUCACGAAUAUAUUCGCCGAGACCGAAUGGACGGAGUUCUUCGUGAACAGUAACAGUUGGGCGGCGGCGGCACAGGAGACAUUCCUAACGUGGGGCUUGCUAGGGGCCUGCGUGAUGCAACUGACGUCCCACAAGAACGCGAAGAACAAAACCAGUGGUAUGCUGCAGAGGGAGAGCGCCUGCAUCAUAGCAUUCACUUUCGCGGUUUUGUUGCUCGGCUCGUUUUUAGCUAACACCUGCGUACAGAUACUGAAGAACUAUGGAUACGUUUACAUACCCGGCAGCUUUGAAACAGUCAAAUCAUCACAAUUCCUGUGGCCGAAAUCGGAGCCACUGCCUGGAAAUUCUGCCUCGACUCCUUUGCGUUAUAUGGGACAUUACGGCAGUAUCGUCGGUGUUACGGUUUGGCGGACUGGCAAUGCGGCUCGAAUAUACAGCGGAUGGCAGCCUCUGCAACUGGCCACACAGCUAGUGCCGGCCACUUUGGCAGUGUUGCCAGCUAAUUUGCUCUCACCUGCCUGGGCCGUGAUAUUCUACUUCAUCAUAAUAAUGUUCGGAGUAGCGCAGCAGAUCGCGAUCUGGCACUGCGUCAUUGCCGGUGUGAUGGCUAUCAACGCGAAGACGCUUCGCAUCUGGGAGACUACGAUAACGUUCCUCAGCUGCGUCGUGGGACUGGCCGUUGGACUUGUACUAAGCACUGAUGCGGGUAUAGCGGUGGUGCAGUUCUGGGACUACGUGUGGGCGGGGUCGUGGUGGUCGUGCGCGGUGCAGGUGGUGGCGGCGUGCGGGGUGUUCGUGGUGCGCGGGCGGCCCUACUCCGCCGACGUGCUGGUGGCCGCGCUGUGCCGCCGCCGCCUGCCCGCCGCGCUGCUCAGCUUCGUCUGGACCGUCGUGCUGCCAGUCUGUCUGUGUGCGAUUUGCGUUAUGGACUUCAAAGUUGGACAACAACGGCAGCUGUACACGUGGAGGAAGCCUGUUGGAUACUAUCCGAUAUGGUGUCGUCAAGUAGCCGUCCUGAUGCAACAGGGUUGUUUGCUUCUCAUACCGGUCACAGCGUUCAUACAAACGUGGAGGUACAUGAAUAAAGGACCCCCGGACAUCCUAGACGAUUUCGGUGUUAGUAAUUGCAUAGACGAGUUGCGCAUUCAGAACCUGUACCGUCCCCCGGUGGGGGGCGAGGAGCAUUCGAGCGGUCCCCCUGCACCCGCACCCGCCCCCGCGCCUCCCGACCCGCCCCCCAAGUACACGCCGCCGCCCUCAUACUCAACGGCCACCGGCGCCAGGCUCCUACACACGCUCAGGAGGAGCUUCAGAACUUUGAGGAGAAUAACGUCUCGACCCGAACAACAAACGGACGACGCAUCACAAAUGCCCAUAACGCUGAGCGAGGCCGUCGAGCGCGUCGGCAAUCAAACUCAUCCACCGGACUACAGCGGAGUGUGCGGUACGCCAUCUAUUGACAUUACAGACGAAACUGACUCGCGCGUUACCCGACCGCGGUCAUCGACCUCCAGGAACUCGCUGUCGCUCACCCGCGACUACUUACGUAGAUCGUUCGUACGCAAGAGCGACUCCGCGAAAAGCAUCAGAUCGAGCUUACGCAGGAGCUUCAAGUACGGCGGUGCCUUGACCACGAGUCACGAACAUUUGGUACGCGAAGCCGAACCCAUAUCGAACACCGUCGCGAUGUCGGCCAUGCUCGACGUCGACCACGCGCCCCACACUCGCAGCAUCGCCUCUGUGAUAUGAUAAAACAUCACGAAUUACUUAAUAUGGAUGUUGACAAAUUUAAACUCUUUAUGUUCAUAUUUAAAAAAAAAACGAAACUAAUUUUCGUAGAGAAUCAUGAUGUCACUACUUAAAAAUAUAAGUAUGACAUCUUCAAUAUUUUUCGUUUAAUAGCCUUAAUAAGUUCAAAAGAAACUCUGUGUUGUGUGACGAAGGGCUUAAUAGUUUAAGACUGCAAAAGUAUACACAGAAUUUAAUUUUCUCUACACAAAAAAUCACAUAUUUUUCUUUAUACUUCGAUCAAGCCCAGAAAUAAUUUUAAUAUAAUAGAGCCCAAAUUAACAGUAUUUAUCUAGCAGUAGUUAUCUAUUAAACCUAGACUUUGAUUAAAGAAUCCCGAAAAUACUUUUUACUUAAUUAUGUAAUUUUAAAUGAGAUACCUAUAGAUACCUGUAAGUUUUGGAAGCCAAAACACUACUUAGCAUCAGAAGGCCAAUUAUAUAAAUAGGCAUCAAACUGUGACGAGAAUAUAAUUUUUGUUUACUUAUUUAUCGAGGUCUUACUAACCUCUUUUUAUUAUCUUAUGACAUAUGAACGAGAAGAGGUUCAAAAAUUUUUUAGCAUCCAUACCAGCCAAAACGGUUAUAGUUUGAUAGUAGUACAAUAGAUUAAAACGGUUUAGUACAUUAAAUAUUAAACUCAAUUUUUAACGAAUAUUUAAUCGCUAAUAGGGUAUGCUCAUCUCGAAAUAGUUUUAAAAUUUGAAUCUCAGUUAGCAACUCCUGUAUUUUUGUAACCUUAAUAUUGAGAAUAAGCAUAAUAAUAACUUUUAGUUAACAAAUGUAUUAAUUUUAGUAAUAAGACUUACCCUGAAAGUAUACUUAAUGAUAAUAAAUCGUGA